AUGGCAAACCUAGCUUUAACCUACCAGAAUCAAGGACAAUGGAAUAAAGCAGAGCAGCUGGAGGUGCAGGUUAUAGAGAUAUCCAAGACAGUGCUAGGUGCUGAACAUCCCUCUACCCUAAUUAGUAUGGCGAACCUAGUUUUAACCUACCGGAAUCAAGGACGAUGGAAUGAAGUAGAGCAGCUGGAGAUACAGGUUAUGGAGAUAUCUAAGAUAGUGCUAGGUGCUGAAUAUCCCUCUACCCUGACCAGCAUAACGAAUCUAUCUUUAAUCUUUUGGAAUCAGGGAUAA
Messenger RNA from Aspergillus steynii IBT 23096, 291 nucleotides. Its product is annotated as tetratricopeptide repeat protein. Bases 1 to 291 code for a protein of 96 amino acids. The transcript is spliced from 2 exons. Gene Ontology annotation, molecular function: protein binding. NCBI's taxonomy places the organism in Eukaryota, Fungi, Ascomycota, Eurotiomycetes, Eurotiales, Aspergillaceae. The record is from RefSeq and is a predicted model, not a curated record.